Paramormyrops kingsleyae is the source of this 1446-nucleotide messenger RNA. NCBI's taxonomy places the organism in Eukaryota, Metazoa, Chordata, Actinopteri, Osteoglossiformes, Mormyridae. The record is from RefSeq and is a predicted model, not a curated record.
AUGGCUCGGGACCCCAUGUGGGGAAGCCCCACCAAAGGCCACCCAGAGGCCCCCAAGGCGCAGGCCAUGGACCCCCAAGACACAAGGCAGCUCAGUGCCGGACAGGAGCCAGGUCUAUUCCAGCACCCUGACCCAUGCUUGAAACACGACGUGUUCGCUCUGAGGAUGGCCGACAAUGAGGACAGCCAAACAGACACGCUGUCGGCUCCAGCUCGCCCACCAAAGAAACGCAGAGGCUGUAAACAUGUGUCUUUUCCUCCGGAUGAAGACAUGGUGUCAGGUAUUGAAGAGCUCAGGACACCGUCGAAGCUGGGUGAACGAUUAGAUAACCAUUCAUGUGAGACUCUUGAAGAUAUUCUAAAAUUACUGCAGUUUGAUUUCAUCAAUCUACGGGAGACAGAGCUGGAGGAGAAUGGUGCUGCUUCGUUGUUGGACAUGAUUUUAUACUAUGAAUCAGCAAAACAUCUGGACAUAUCUUUCAAUGCAAAUAUUGGGAUUUCAGGUUGGCAAGCACUUUCGCACUUAAUUCAGCAGAGCCGCUCCCUGGAGAGGCUGGAUGCCAGCGACAUGCCCCUCUUGGAGCGACCCGCGCGCUUGCUGUCAGGAUCUCUCCUUACCAGCAGGUUGUCAGUUCUGCACUUGGACAACAGCAGUCUGAGUGGAACACCCCUCUUCACUCUAGUUGGAAUUCUUAAGAUGAAUACCACCCUUCGAGAGCUUUAUCUGGCUAACAACAAGCUGAACAGUUUCCAAGAUUCAAUGCAACUGGGAGACCUUCUGAAGUUCAACCAGAAUCUCAAGUGUCUGGACAUCAGCAAUAAUCUGAUAACUGAUUCAGGUCUGGAGGAGAUCUGUGAUGGUCUAAAAGCUCAGAGAAGCAGACUGCAACAACUCGUGCUGUGGGGUAACCAUCUCACAAACCAUGGCAUGUUCCACCUGGCUGGCGUUCUGCCUUCGAUAAAAACACUGGAAAUAUUGAACUUGGGCAACAACAGUCUUGAGAACCAAGGCGUUCAAACCCUGAAGGAGGCCUUCAUCUCCAGCCCCUCACUGCUGCAGCUGGACCUCAGCUCUACGGGAAUCACCUGCGAAGGUGUUGUGGUCCUGGCUGAAUUCAUCGCUGAAAGUCGUCACAUCCAGCAGCUUGAUAUUUGCGAAAACCUGAUUGGCACUGGUGGCCUGCUGGCUCUGUCACACGCUCUGAAGUUUAACCGGACGCUGGUCAAGGUGGAGCUGGACAAAAAGCCUAAGGAGGAAGAGAUCUCAGCCGGCAGUCUUACAGACUCCGUUGAGUGCCAGAUUUCAGCCGUGAGUCUGACCACCUCUGAUGACUGCCAGUUAUCAGUCGGCAGACUGACCAUAUCAGAUGCAUGCCAGAUAUCAGCCGGCAGUCUUGCAGACUCCGAUGACUGCCAGAAUUCCCGUCGGCAGUCUAACCAUCUCUGA